ACGCCGCUGAGCCCUCGCAGCCUGCGGUGGAGCCCGAGCUCCCGGCGCCUUGCGCCCCUCCCGGCGGACCCGGCGCUCGGGGCGGGUAGACUCCCGCCGCCGAUGAGGAGUGCGGGGCGGCUGCGCCAUCGGCCCGCGCGCUGAGCCCGGGCUGCCCCGUCCCGCGGCCGACUCGACGCCGCAGCCCCCGCAGGGAGCUCCGCUUUGGAAGAUGUUGGUCCCAGGGCACUGGGAUGGGUGGAGGCCGACCAUGCCCAGCCUGCUGCUGCUGCUGUUCCUGGCAGCUCUGCUCUCCAGCUGGGCCCAGCUACUGACUGACGCCAACUCCUGGUGGUCGCUAGCUCUGAAUCCGGUGCAGAGACCUGAGAUGUUCAUCAUUGGCGCUCAGCCCGUGUGCAGCCAGCUUCCUGGGCUUUCCCCAGGCCAGAGAAAGCUGUGUCAGUUGUAUCAAGAACACAUGUCCUACAUCGGGGAGGGAGCCAAGACGGGCAUCAGGGAGUGCCAGCACCAGUUCCGACAGAGGCGGUGGAACUGCAGCACAGUGGACAACGUGUCUGUCUUUGGCAGAGUCAUGCAGAUAGGUAGCCGGGAGACUGCCUUCACCUAUGCAGUGAGUGCUGCCGGUGUGGUGAACGCCAUCAGCCGAGCUUGCCGAGAGGGCGAGCUGUCCACCUGUGGCUGCAGCCGUGCCGCGAGGCCCAAGGACCUGCCACGAGACUGGCUGUGGGGUGGCUGUGGGGAUAACGUGGAGUACGGCUACCGCUUUGCCAAGGAGUUUGUGGAUGCCCGAGAGCGUGAGAAGAACUUCGCCAAGGGAUCAGAGGAGCAGGGCCGAGCCCUCAUGAACCUGCUGAACAACGAGGCUGGCCGCCGGGCUGUGUAUAAGAUGGCUGAUGUCGCCUGCAAAUGUCACGGAGUCUCAGGGUCCUGCAGCCUCAAGACCUGCUGGCUCCAGCUGGCAGAGUUCCGCAAGGUGGGGGACCGGUUGAAGGAGAAGUAUGACAGUGCCGCAGCCAUGCGCAUCACCCGCCAGGGCAAGCUGGAACUGGCCAACAGCCGCUUCAACCAGCCCACCCCAGAGGACCUGGUCUAUGUGGACCCCAGCCCUGACUACUGCCUGCGUAAUGAGACCACAGGCUCACUGGGCACCCAGGGGCGCCUCUGCAACAAGACCUCAGAGGGCACAGAUGGCUGUGAGCUCAUGUGCUGUGGCCGAGGCUACGACCGCUUCAAGAGCAUCCAGGUGGAGCGCUGCCACUGCAGAUUCCACUGGUGUUGCUUUGUCAGAUGCAAAAAGUGCACUGAGAUCGUGGACCAGUAUGUCUGCAAAUGACUGCACCCGUGCUUCCAGCCCACUCCUUUCUGCCUCACAAGAGUCUAUAUUAUAUAAAUCUAUCUAAAUAUAUUUUAUAUUUGUACAAAAGGAUGAAAGAGAAGAAAAACGGAGAAGAAGAGCUCGAGAGAUGCUGGCCCUCUGUGAGGACUAGGCUUUGCUGGUGAUUUACAGCCAGUGGGAGAGAACUGGGCUUUCCCCCUGCUUUCUGGGCAGGACUCUCAGAACACGGGCUUGAGAGCAUCUUUGCGCCAUAGCCUCCAGGAGAGAGGUGGUGAUUAGAUCAAAGGGGUGGGCCUGUUUCAAAUCCGCAGUUCUUUUGGGAAGAUGAGUGUCUGUGCCCCUGGCCAGGAGACCCAGAGCCCCUGUGGAAGCUGGAGAGACCUGACAAC
This is a messenger RNA of Acomys russatus (golden spiny mouse), 1725 nucleotides long. RefSeq names its product Wnt family member 5B (gene Wnt5b). Gene Ontology annotation, cellular component: extracellular region. Bases 212 to 1333 code for a protein of 373 amino acids. Gene Ontology annotation, molecular function: cytokine activity; frizzled binding. The transcript has 5 exons. Gene Ontology annotation, biological process: multicellular organism development; canonical Wnt signaling pathway; cell fate commitment. The record is from RefSeq and is a predicted model, not a curated record. NCBI's taxonomy places the organism in Eukaryota, Metazoa, Chordata, Mammalia, Rodentia, Muridae.